AGUCGCGUCCCAGCCGCCGGCGGUCGAAGGUGGAAGGGACCACCCGCGGUCCGCCCGUGUGUGCCUAUGUGUUCAGUGCCGCGCUCCGCGACGAGUACGAUGUGCGCUCGUAAUACACGAUUCGCGCUCUCGCGACAUCCCGAGCUACACAAAUGGCACUCUUUGUAAAGUCGUACACAACUGCACCCGUUCUCCGCUGAAAUUGCGACUUUCUCCCCUAUUGUUGUUGUUGUUUUGGAACCAGCGCCCCUGGCUGACCAGUAACUGACGAAAAUACGUAGCUGGCUGACCGAACAGAUUUCGCUGUUGACGACCCUGGUGUUAGUGUAUAGCCUGUGGAACUGGAUGAGUAACAUACAGGAGACAGACAAAAUCUUUGUCUUAGUAGAUGCAAAACCAGUGGAAGGUUAAAAGUGAUAAGCCAGUCUUGAAUAUCAGAAAAUAAUAAAUCAGUCAGAUUGAAAGCUUUCAGCCACUAUUUCCUUCAUAAUGGCAUCUGUUCACUGUCGUGAAAUUUGUACUGUGCGCGUACAGAGCAGUGUGUGUAAGUUUCAAUGUAUAAUGUAACCCGUCGUCACGUUGUGCUCGAGUGAUCUGGGAUUACCGGCCUUGUUAUACAAUACGUGAGCCCAUAGUUCUCGCCACAGACUAUCACCCGAAUUAUUUAACUUUUUUUUUUUUUGAAGUGCUGUGAUCAUUAGAUUAGACAGUGAUUGUUGUGGUCAUUAGUGCGUGUCGAAGUUUCGCGAAGUAAGGCGCCAGCGAUGUUACACAGCCAGGAGUCGUCCAGCAGCUCACGAUAAAGAAUGUCUCUGGUGCCGCAGCGUACACCGCCAUCUGGCGGCGGCGCGACGGAGUCGCCGCCUACCAGCCGCGAGUGGAAGCAGAGGUUCAGCUUCCGGGCGUCCGGCAGGAGGGCCACCAUAGACGAGGACCCCGGCGCGGUGAAGACGACGCGUGUGAGCGUGAGCCGGAGGUGCGCCAGCCUGCGGCACCACGCGGGCGCCAGCACCGCCACCCUCACCGUGGUACCGUCCUGGAGGGCCGGACGUGGCCGGCAAACGAGCCUGGAACUGAAGAUGAGCGGUGGUGGUGAGGACUCUGGCACAGCAGGGUCCAGCUCCUCAGCUGACGCCUCGCAACCACACCAGCAGCUGCCCAAGAGGAAGUCCAACUGGGAGGUCAUCGAGCACUUCAGUGGCCGCCCGCCACACUCCAGCUCGCUGAUUGGGUUGGGGCUGCCCCGUGCCGCGUCCAUCAAGGAGGAGGAGGAGGGCAGCGGGAAGGGCACCGCCAGCGGCACGGAGGGCGAGGAGAGGCCGGAGGACGAGGAGCAGGAGGGCAAGGAGGACGUGGAGAGCCUGCUGCUGGCCACCUCGGCCUCUGGCCGCGGGGGCUCCACCCGCAGGAGCCGCAGCCGCGCCGCCGUCCUCAGGCUGCUGCUGGCGCGCAUCUGCCGCUCGCACCGCUUCAAGAACCUCCAGGUGGAGAUGCUGUACCAGCGCUACUUCCUGCGCACCAACCAGAGCAACAUGACGCACCUGCUGGGGCUGUUGCUGGCGCUGUGCACGGUGCUCGCCUCGUUGCACCUGGCCACGCUGCUCAUGGCCCCCGAGGCCGCCCCCGGCGUCAUCGCCAGCGGCCUGGGCGCGGGGGCGGGCGCUGGGGCGGGCGCAGACACCGGCGUCGCCUCCUCCGCCGUGGCGCUCACCCUCGUCGCCUGCAUCCUCGUCUACGCCGGCCUGGUGGCGAUGCUGGUGCGGCCGGCGAUGAACGAGCUGUACCUGCUGGCGGUCUCGUACGUGAUCCUGGCCACGUUCCUGGCCGUCAUCCUGGCGCUGUGCAUCGCGCCCUCCAUCACGCAGUGGCAGCAGGACGGCGCCUCUGAGGGGCAGAAGCCGGAGCCGGAGCUGGAGCCGGUGGCGGCGGCCGUGCCGCGGGCGACGGCGGGCGCGUGGGCGGCCGUGCUCUUCACGUACGUCACGUACGCGCUGCUGCCCGUGCGGCUGCAGGAGGCCGUGUGCGCCGGUGUGCUCAUCGCCGUGCUCCAGCUCGGCUGCGGACUCAUGCUGGCCCAGCCGGGCGCCGCGCACGCGCUCUGGCAGCAGCUGGGCUGCAACGCGCUGCUGCUGCUGGCGGCCAACGUGGCGGGCGUGUUCACGCACUACCCCAGCGAGCUGGCGCAGCGGCAGGCCUUCAUAGAGACGCGCCAGUGCGUCGAGGCGAGGCUCAACACGCAGCGCGAGAACCAGCAGCAGGAGCGGCUGCUGCUGUCGGUUCUUCCCCGCCACGUUGCUAUGGAGAUGAAGGCGGAUAUCGCGGGAAAACCCAAGGACUCCAUGUUCCACAAGAUCUACAUCCAGCGGCACGAGAACGUCAGCAUCCUGUUCGCCGACAUCUGCGGAUUCACAAGCCUCUCAGACCAGUGCACGGCUGAAGAGUUGGUACGCCUGCUCAACGAGCUGUUCGCGAGGUUCGACCGCCUGGCGGCGGAGCACCACUGCCUGCGCAUUAAGCUGCUGGGGGACUGCUACUACUGUGUGUCCGGCCUGCCGGAGCCCCGGCCCGACCACGCCCACUGCUGCGUCGAGAUGGGACUCGACAUGAUCGACGCCAUAGCGCUGGUGCGCGAGGUGAUGGGCGUGAACGUGAACAUGCGUGUCGGCAUCCACACGGGCCGUGUGCACUGCGGCGUGCUGGGCCUGCGCAAGUGGCAGUUCGACGUCUGGUCCAACGACGUCACGCUGGCCAACUACAUGGAGAGCGGCGGCCUGCCGGGACGCGUGCACGUGACCAGCGAGACGCUGCGCUGCCUGGGCGGCGACUACGCGGUGGAGGCGGGCCACGGCGGCGAGCGGAACGCCUACCUGCGCGACCACAACAUCGAGACCUUCCUCAUCGUGCCGCAGUCCGGCGGCGGGCAGGCGUCCACGCCGGCCUCCAGGGCCUCCGUAAAACGGCCAAACCACACGUUCUCGAUGAACGGCAGCGUGUCGAAGGAGAUGCGUAUGAUGGGACACGGGUCGCAGUCUGGCAAGUAUUCAAAGCUGGGCUACGGGGAGAGCCUGGAGGAGAAGGACCCAGAGGAUGAGGUCAACGAGUACCUGAUGAGGGCCAUCGACGCGCGCAGCAUAGACCGCCUGCGCGCCGAACACUGCAAGAGUCUGCUGCUCACCUUCCGCAAGGCCGACAUAGAGGAGAAGUACUCAAAGGAGGGCGAUCGCAUGAUGUCGACCUACUUCUUCAGCUCCUUCUUCAUCUUCCUGUCCAUCAUGCUGGUCGAGCUCAUCAUCAUGCCACACUCAAUACCGAUGUACGUCUGCAUGGCCAUUGGGCUCAUUGUCCUGGUGGCUGUCAACUACAUAAUCAUAGUCGACGGUUCUAAGUCCGCGCCGGGCCCCAUCCGCAGGCUGUCAGAGAAGGUGUUCCAGGACCGUGCAGCGGCGCAGCUGCUGGCCGCCAUCUCGCUGGCCGCUACCACGCUGGUGGCGCUCUCCCCCCUGUUCGUGCGGCUGGAGCCGUGCCACCACCCGCGGCUGGACCAGUGGGCCUCCCCCAACACGUCGCGUUCCAGCGUGGCGGCGCUGGAGAGGCUCAGGCUCCAGGAGGAGGCGGGCUGCCAGGAGGCCUACGUGUUUGACUUCCUGACGCUGUGCGUGAUGAUGGCGAUGGUGAUGUGCGCCGUCUACCAGAUCCUCAUCAGCCUGGCCAAGCUGCUGGUGCUCUCGUGCAUCUGCUUUGGCUACCUAGGUCUGCUGACACUUCAUGCCAGUUUCAGCACGCGGACGCGGCCGGACGACGAGCUGCCGUCGCGCUACCUGCUCGUGGUGGUGCUGCUGGGCUGCCUGGCGGCGCUGGUGAUCCACGCGCAGCAGACCGAGGCCACCUACCGGCUGGACUUCCUCUGGAAGCUGCAGGCCACGGAGGAGAAGGAGGACGUGGAGCACCUCCAGGCGUACAACCGGAAGCUGCUGGCCAACAUACUUCCGGUGCACGUGGCGCAGCACUUCCUGCGCGGCGACAAGAACUCCGUCGACGACCUGUACCACGAGCAGUGCGAGUCGGUGUGCGUCAUGUUCGCCACCAUCCCCAACUUCUCGGAGUUCUACGUGGAGCUGGAGGCGAACAACGAGGGCGUCGAGUGCCUGCGGCUCCUCAACGAGAUCAUCGCCGACUUCGACGAGCUGCUGUCCGAGGAGCGCUUCCAGUGCGUCGAGAAGAUCAAGACCACCGGCGCCACCUACAUGGCCGCCUCAGGGCUUACGAAGAGCAUGUGCGACCUGAAGGGCUACCGGCACGUUUCGGCCAUGGCGGACUACGCCCUCAGGAUCCGAGAACAGCUCGCGUACGUCAACGAACACUCCUUCAACAACUUCCGCAUCCGCAUCGGCAUCAACAUCGGCCCGGUGGUUGCUGGAGUGAUCGGAGCCCGCAAGCCCCAAUACGACAUCUGGGGGAACGCCGUGAACGUGGCCAGCCGCAUGGACUCGACAGGCGUGCUCGACAAGAUACAGGUCACGCAGGAGAUGUACCACAUACUGCACGCCAAGGGCUACCCUCUCACCUGCCGCGGCACCAUCAAGGUGAAGGGUAAGGGCGAGAUGGUCACCUACUUCCUCAAUGGGUACGCCACCACGCCGGCGUCGUCGACGCCAGCGUCAUCAGAGCACCCGCCGGCGCCCAGCAGUGACGGUAACAGCGGCGGAGCAUCCGAGAGCUAGUUUCGGCUAUCCCAGUAGUAACAGUGACACCUGAAUGUCUUCCUGGAAAGAUACUGCAAGAGACCUAAUGAAAAUCUCUUCGCAACUUUUAUGAGCUAUGAACACAAGUCUCUGAUGGAAUGUUAUCCUUUAUUCUGAACUUUACUGUAAUAAGAACAACAGGAAGCAUGUUUGCAAUGAAAAGUAUUUCUACUGGAAAGUCUCAAUAAUAUGACAUAAGAUGAGUAAAAUGAAGAAUGUUAUGUAAGUGUGGACUACAAUUAAGUAAGGGGACUUAUUACAAUUUGACAGGAUGAGUGAAAUCAAGAAUGUUAUACUAGUUUCUUCUAUAAUUAUGGAGGAAACCAUCACAUUAUUGUUAUAAAGUGCCAAAUCAAGAACUUUCUAGUAUCUGUAUCAAAACAUGAAUGUACUCAGUGAAUAGUGUUUUUAUUUCAAACUAAAUGAAUCACAUGUGUUCCAUAAGUAAUAGAGGAUAAUAGUAAAUAUGUAGGUUCCAUCAUAUUUUAAGUACAGCAUGUUGUGGAUUAAUAAUUUUUCUGAAAAACUUGGGGCUAUAGAUGUAUUGUUUACGUAAACACUUCAAGUAAGUUGGCUGAACUGAUUAUCAUUUAUCGGCAGUUUAGCGAGUAGUUUCCCAUUUAAAUUGCUACAGUUCAUACCUAUUAUAAAUAUUUAAAUAAUCUUUAUUGACAACAAACGGUACUUUUAGUUAGAAAGCCAUGUAACUGAGUGUCCAUACAGCCAAAUGAGAGUAUGUCUCCAAUAAUACUUUUAAGACAAAAUUGUAUAUUUCCUGUCUCAAACGUUUGUAUGAGAUACUGCAGUUCUGGGUUUAAUAACAAAUGGAAACUUACAUUUCUAUUGGUCAUUGUUUGGGAUAUUGUGUCAUAAGAAUUUUAAGAAGAGACUAGGAUCUCAUCUAAAAUGAUAGUUUUUCACAUGACACCAUUUGCAAACACAUGAACAUUUAGGUGAAAAAUAAUAUUUGAGUGUGAAGGACUGGUUUAUUUAACAUUAAAGUGUGCUGUCACCAUUAUGUCUUUGAAACACUGUGCAGGUCACUUAAUUUAUUUCAACUUAUUUUAACUGGUGUAACAGACUAAUUCCAAAAACAUAUUAUAAGAAGCUUGGAAACAAAGACAUGAAAAAAAUAUACUGUGAAAUUAUUCCAUUUAUGAAAUGACUGUGACAAUUUCUAAUUCAGUUUACUGUUUAAAAACACAAAUUAUAAUACCUAUAUUAAAAGGAUACUAGUAACCACUGGCUCAAGAUCUAUGAAUUAACAACAUUUUAAACAUUAGCUGUAGGUGAAUCAACUGUAUUGGAAAUGAAUUAAUGUCUUUUGAUGUUGUAAGAAUUAGUGUUUAUACUUGUAAACAUAAACUGUGUUAUCACUGAGAUGGAAGAAAAUCACCUAAGUAUCUGAAAUCUUUUGUGGGUGGUGUUUAAAACUAUUUUUCGCUUCAUUCCUAUGGACCACUCACUGCCAAAUGCUCUGGACUUUUGGCGUCUUUUUCUGGCCUAAGCUCGAUGCCUCAAUUCUUCAUGGCUACUCAGUGGCCCAACUUCCUCAUCUUUCAUCCAAUCUAAUGGUGCUGUAAAGGAAUGACAGUGUAGUAGUGCUUUUUCUAUGUAUAAAUUUGUGUGUCUCUAGGUUUUUUGGCCUUCUGUGGUACAUGCAGUUUUCCAUGUCACUGAUAAAUAAACCAGCAUGAUAUGUGAACACUGAAGAUAUGUUACACGAGAAGAUGUGGCAGAAAAAAAAAUACAUUCCAGAAAAUUGUACACUUUUGUGAUGUCUCUUUGUGUGUGUGUGUGUGUGUGUGUGUGUGUGUGUGUGUGUGUGUUUGAUUGUUUUUAGUAGAUGUUUACUCACCAAUCAAAUAGCAAACUUCCAAAUCAAAAAAUUGUUAAUUGUGAAAUGGACAUAAAUGUAUGAAAACAGGGUAACCAUAUAUUUACAAACAUUUUUAUAAAUGUUCCAGUAUUAUGAUCAUUGUAGCUAGCUACAAAUAUUUUCUGAAACUUGGUUGUUUAUAACAAAAUGUGGAAAAUGAAAGUCAAAUUUCUACACAUUAACUCUCAAUGAAAAGUUGUUACUUCUUGUUUUUACUCAAUUUGACCCUUCUAUGGUCUCCAUAAAUGAGUACUUCUGAUUUUUACAUCAGUGUUCUUCCAAUAAUUUUUCAUUCAGUCAGAGUUCUAUUAUAUCUGAACAUCUGAGCACUUCAACCCAAUAUUGUAUUUUGGUUGUCUAAAGGAAUGGGAAUCUAAAACAUUCUGUGAAAAUAUGUCUCUAUUCAGAAUAUGACGUUUUUCAAUCUUAAUCUCUAUCAUAUCGCUUUGAAUUUAUUAGAGCAACUUGCAGCAGGGAUACUUUUUUCAUUUAUCUGAGUUGGAUGGCUGUAGAACAUCAUUCCAUGUUUCCCACUGUUACAUUUAGUAGUCCAAUUCUCUCGAACAGGUCUUCAUUACUCUUUCUCUGGUAAUAACCAUUGUGUUUUAUUGGUACCAGAAUUUUUCUUCAGAAUUUACUCUCUUUCUUUUCCAUGCUUUUUGUUUCUCCUGCCUUAGUCAGUCCCAGGCAUUGGGAUAAGUAGAAACAUUCUGGUUAUGUGACUAUAAUGCUAUAAUGUAAUGCUGUAGCUCUUAUAGUACACAUAUUUUGUCACUGAAAGUCCAAUUCCAUCUUACUUGGCAUUUUUUUAGCCUCUCCACCACUGACAUUCUUCGGUAUUAAUUCACCAAGAUAUUAAAAUUUUUUGACUCAUUAGUUCUUGCAAAUUCUGUGUUCCAUAAAUUAGGUGCCUCUUUUAUUUUUGUCACUUAUUCUAUUUUUGUGGAAGAUAUUUGAAUGCGAGCUUAUAUUUUCACAACAGAUACUAUUAUUAUUAUUAUUAUUAUUA
This is a messenger RNA of Schistocerca gregaria, 7630 nucleotides long. Its product is annotated as adenylate cyclase type 6. Gene Ontology annotation, molecular function: adenylate cyclase activity. Bases 807 to 4721 code for a protein of 1304 amino acids. Lineage: Eukaryota; Metazoa; Arthropoda; Insecta; Orthoptera; Acrididae. Gene Ontology annotation, cellular component: plasma membrane. The record is from RefSeq and is a predicted model, not a curated record. Gene Ontology annotation, biological process: adenylate cyclase-activating G protein-coupled receptor signaling pathway; cAMP biosynthetic process; intracellular signal transduction. The transcript has 27 exons.